Molecule: messenger RNA, 847 nt
Organism: Argiope bruennichi
Lineage: Eukaryota; Metazoa; Arthropoda; Arachnida; Araneae; Araneidae
Gene: Sgt1
Product: protein SGT1 homolog
Exons: 6
Coding region: 160-765 (201 amino acids)
Biological process (GO): protein stabilization
Molecular function (GO): protein-folding chaperone binding
Source: RefSeq, a predicted model, not a curated record
UAUGUCAUAAUCCGAGAAUUCCAGUUGCAAAGAGAAACUAGAACUGUAACGGUAAAAAUCAAUAUUCGAUUUCAUAGCUGUGGUUAUUUGAAAAUAGUCGUGUUUCUGGAGAUUUCUGUUUUGUGAAAGGUUUGUUUAUAUCUUACCCACGCUGAAACAAUGGCAGAGAUUUCUCAUCCUAACGUCAAAUAUGAAUGGUAUCAAACAGAAUCCAGUGUUACGAUCAGUGUUUUAAUCAAAAAGCUUAAGCCUGAAAAUGUUCGAGUUGAUAUUGUGGAUGCUAAGCUAAGUUGUCUUGCAAAACUUGAAGAUGAUAAAGAUUUUUCUCUCACAUUGCAUUUAGCCCAUGGAAUUCAGGCUGAUAAAACUAAAUGGAAAGUUCUCCCAACUAAGAUAGAAAUUAAAUUACAGAAAACUGAGGCUAUCCAUUGGGAAAAAUUGGUAGAGAAACCUUCUGAACCUGAACCUAAAGCAGAUAAAAUUAUAAAGACUUACCCAACUUCAAAAACACAAAAGAAAGAUUGGGACAAGCUUGAGGCACAGUUAAAGAGAGAAGAAGAGGAUGAAAAAUUGGAAGGUGAAGCUGCUCUGAACCAACUUUUCCAAAAAAUAUAUCGAGAAGGUUCAGAUGAGACAAGAAAAGCGAUGAAUAAAUCAUUUAUGGAAUCUGGUGGGACAGUUCUGAGCACAAGUUGGAAUGAAGUUGCACAGAAGAAAGUUGAUAUAAAACCUCCUGAUGGCAUGGAGUUCAAAAAAUGGGAUUAAAAACAUGAAAAAAAGACAUUGAAAUUGCCAAUUUUGUGUGCUUAUGUUUGUUGAAUAAAUUAAAAUCAUCUUUGUUGCUCAA